AGCCGGACCGUGGCGGCCCUGCCGACCAUGCGCCGCCUCCCGCGGGCCCUGCUGCUGCCGCUGCAGCUCGCCCUGCUCGUGGCCGCGGAGGCCCCCGAGGCGCCGGUCAGCGCGCGGCGGAGCCUGGUGUGGGGGCCCGGGCUGCAGGCGGCCGUCGUUCUGCCCGUGCGCUAUUUGUACCUGCAAGCGGUCAACUCAGAGGGCCAGAACUUCACUCGCUCGCCCCCAGGUCAAACAUCAUUCAAAGUAGUAAUCAGAUCUCUUUCUCCAAAAGAGUUAGUCCGGAUUCAUGUUCCUAAACCUUUGGACAGGAAUGAUGGAACAUUUUUGAUAAGGUACAGGAUGUAUGAAACUGUCAACGAAGGGCUGAAGAUAGAAGUCCUUUAUGGGGAUGAGCAUGUGGCUCAGUCUCCCUAUAUCUUGAAAGGGCCAGUGUACCAUGAAUACUGUGAGUGUCCGGAAGAGGAUCCUCAGGCUUGGCAGAAAAUUCUUUCUUGUCCAACCAAGGAGCCACAGAUUGCAAAAGAUUUUGCUUCCUUCCCCACCAUCAAUCUCCAGCAGAUGCUAAAUGAAAUCCCCAAAAGGUUUGGGGACGAGAAUGGCGCUGUUGUUCAUUACACAAUUCUUAAUAACCACAUUUACCGGAGAUCUUUAGGGAAAUACACAGACUUCAAAAUGUUCUCUGAUGAGAUUUUGCUGUCACUGGCCAGAAAGGUCCUUCUUCCAGACUUAGAAUUUUAUAUUAAUCUUGGAGAUUGGCCAUUGGAGCAUCGAAAAGUCAAUGAAACCCCCAGCCCUGUGCCUAUCAUUUCAUGGUGCGGCUCUCUGGAUUCAAGGGACAUUAUCCUUCCAACGUAUGACAUCACCCAUUCCACACUGGAAGCAAUGAGGGGGGUCACAAAUGAUCUUCUCUCUAUUCAGGGAAAUACAGGUCCGUCCUGGAUCAAUAAAACAGAGAAAGCUUUCUUCAGAGGUAGAGAUAGCCGAGAGGAGAGGCUCCAGUUGGUACAGCUAUCCAAAGAAAAUCCACAGCUCCUAGAUGCAGGAAUUACAGGAUAUUUCUUUUUCCAAGAGAAAGAAAAGGAGCUUGGAAAAGCCAAGUUGUCAGGUUUCUUUGAUUUCUUUAAGUAUAAGUAUCAAGUGAAUGUGGACGGCACUGUGGCUGCUUAUAGAUACCCGUAUCUCAUGCUGGGGGACAGUCUGGUUCUAAAACAGGACUCACCAUAUUAUGAACAUUUCUACAUGGCACUAAAGCCUUGGAAACAUUAUGUUCCAAUUAAAAGAAAUCUUAGUGAUUUACUAGAGAAAGUGAAAUGGGCCAAGGAAAAUGACAAAGAAGCCCAGAAGAUUGCCAAAGAAGGGCAGCUGGCUGCUAGGGACCUCCUCCAGCCACACAGGCUUUACUGCUAUUAUUACGGGGUUCUGCAGAAAUACGCAGAGCACCAGGCCAGCAAACCUGAAAUACGUGACGGAAUGGAGCUUGUUCCUCAGCCAGAAGACAGCACAUCCCUCUGUGAGUGCCACAGGAAAAAUCCUUUAAGAGAAGAGCUUUAAGUCAUCCCAGAACCACACUCCUGUGAAUGCUGAUGACAUCUUUAAGAAAGCCUUAAGAUAGAAUCUAAGCUGCAAAGAACAGUACAAAAGACUCAGCAGACUGUUUUUUUCAGUGACUUUAUAGAAUAUGGAUGGAUGAAGCAAUACAGGUUGAGUAGCCUUAUCUGAAAUGCUUGGGACCAGAAGUGUUUCAGAUUUCAUUUUUUUUGUUUUUCAGAUUUUAGGGUAUUUGCAUAGACACACUAAGGUAUCUUGGAGAUGAGACUGCAGUCUAAACAUGAAAUCCACUUACAUUUCAUAUAUACCUCCUAGCCUAGAGGUAAUUGUAUACAGUAUUUUUAAUCAUUUUGUGCAAGAAACAAAGUUUCUGUACAUCGACCUAUAAGAAAGCUGUCACUAUCUCAGGCACCCAUUGGAUGGUGUCAUGGAUUUUGGAGUAUUUCAGAUUUUCGAUUUUUGGAUUAGAGAUGCUCAAUCUCUAUUUGAAUAAGUGUCACCAAAUGUCAUUGGAUAUUUAAUAUCUUUUGAGUAAAUACUGCAAUUAUCAGCAUCACAGUUUCUCUAAAAUGAAAAUUUGGGGAUCAUAGCAGAUAGACAGACUUGCCAAAAUAUAAAUCAGCCUCUGUGAAACGAUUUUCAUCAUACUUACUGCUUUCUUUCUAUCACCACUCACUGCCUGUCUUCCACUUCCACUUAUGAAGAGACAGUAGUUUGUCUAACUAUUGCCCCCAGCCUGACUCUUCAAAGCUGCCUCUGGCUUUCAGUGACAGCAGCCUCCUUUUGGAAGGUCUCAUAAGGAUACUUCAGGAAGAAGAUGACUCUUGUUAAAAGUAUCAUCGAGACUGUGGAGGGAAUAUUUUUUAAAGCAAUGCUCUUAUUUUUCUAACUAAAUUUUGCUAAGGCCUGAGACAAAAUUUAUGAGAAAUUCUGCCUUAAGCUAGUGAUGCCCACUCUAUCAGGUUGUAUAUUCAUCCAGGACAAUGCUGUGGUGUCAAUAUAGAUAAAGGUGUGCUGUCAACAUGAUGUCCUAUGGACAUCAAUCAUUAUCUACUGUGUAUCUGUUGAAUAGAAAAAGAUAACCAUAGGGCGGCACCUGUGGCUCAAAAGGGUAGGGCGCUGGCCCCAUAUGC
Otolemur garnettii (small-eared galago) is the source of this 2684-nucleotide messenger RNA. RefSeq names its product KDEL motif containing 2 (gene POGLUT3). Gene Ontology annotation, molecular function: protein binding; glucosyltransferase activity. The transcript has 8 exons. NCBI's taxonomy places the organism in Eukaryota, Metazoa, Chordata, Mammalia, Primates, Galagidae. Gene Ontology annotation, cellular component: endomembrane system. Bases 28 to 1554 code for a protein of 508 amino acids. The record is from RefSeq and is a predicted model, not a curated record.